This is a messenger RNA of Colletotrichum truncatum, 1029 nucleotides long. Its product is annotated as Ribonuclease H2 subunit A. Gene Ontology annotation, molecular function: RNA binding; RNA-DNA hybrid ribonuclease activity. The record is from RefSeq and is a predicted model, not a curated record. Gene Ontology annotation, cellular component: ribonuclease H2 complex. Lineage: Eukaryota; Fungi; Ascomycota; Sordariomycetes; Glomerellales; Glomerellaceae. Gene Ontology annotation, biological process: DNA replication, removal of RNA primer; mismatch repair.
AUGGAGGACUCUCAAACAGUCGAGGACAUCGCCCUUGAGACCCCGGUCUCAAAUGUCUUUAUUCCACCCUCAAUCGAUGAAACGGCCCUCCUGUCUGGCGACUCAUACUCAUACUUCUCGCCCAUUCCCCCAUCACUUCUUCCGCCGACAUCAGAAACCACAACAUCCUCAGAGACACCAGCAACAGGAACCCCCGUCUGCCUCGGCGUAGACGAAGCCGGCCGCGGCCCCGUUCUGGGGCCCAUGGUCUACGGCGUCUUCUUCCUUCCCCUUCCCCUCUCAGAUCCCCUCCUCCGCGAGACCCACCAUUUCGACGACUCCAAGGUCCUUACUCCGGCCGUCCGCUCCCAACUCAUGACAGCGCUCUGUACCCCCGGCUCCGACCUCUUUGAGUCCUGCGGCUUCGCCACCCGAUCCCUUUCGGCGCGCGAUAUCUCCACGGGUAUGCUCCGCCCGGGCGCCACCUACAACCUUAACGCUCAAGCCAUGGAUGCCACCGUUGAUCUCAUCAAGGGUGUCUUUGCCCGCGGAGUCAAUGUUACCGAGAUCUAUGUCGAUACCGUCGGCCAGCCCGCCGCCUACCAGGCAAAACUCCAGCGCUUCUUCCCCGCGACCAAGAUCACCGUCGCCAAGAAGGCGGAUAGCUUGUAUCCCUGCGUCUCGGCGGCCUCCGUCUGCGCCAAGGUUACUCGCGACGCUGCGCUCGAGGUUCUGUAUCGUGCGCGUGCGCCUGAGGCCGCUGAAGCGGAGGAAGGCAUGGCUUGGGGCUCUGGUUACCCCUCUGACCAAAGAUGCGUGUCAUGGAUGAGGGGCAACAUGCAUCCCGUCUUCGGAUGGGGCCCCGAAUGCCGGUUCAGCUGGGGCACUGCUAAGGACAUGCUCGAGGCCAAGGGGAAUUUGAAAGUGGAUUGGCCGGUCGACGAUGACGGCGAGGCUCGCAUGACCGAUUUCUUCAUGUCGGCAGACAGAGAGGACGGUGAUGAGUUGGGAACUUGGUUCGGAAGGCCUGCAGGCCUUGAGGCGUUCUGA